This is a messenger RNA of Triticum aestivum (bread wheat), 1428 nucleotides long. Its product is annotated as eukaryotic translation initiation factor 5-like. The transcript has 3 exons. Lineage: Eukaryota; Viridiplantae; Streptophyta; Magnoliopsida; Poales; Poaceae. Bases 1 to 1182 code for a protein of 393 amino acids. Gene Ontology annotation, cellular component: eukaryotic translation initiation factor 2B complex. Gene Ontology annotation, molecular function: guanyl-nucleotide exchange factor activity; translation initiation factor binding; translation initiation factor activity. The record is from RefSeq and is a predicted model, not a curated record.
AUGACAACCGCCAGUCUCUUCUUUGCCUUCUUCGCCGGCAUCUCCUCCAUCCGGAUGCCCUGCGUCACGAGCCACUCCGCCACCGCCUGGGACUCGAUCUGCGGGAAGUUGAGCGUCAUCAGGGAGCAAGCGGCGGACGGACCGGAGGCGGAGGCGGCCGGAGAGGAGGCAGACGGAGCGGCGGCAGGCGGCGACCCAGGCGGGGUGGAAUCAGCGGUGGGGGUCUGGAUCUACGGUGGCCCGGCGUCGGAGAGCUGUGGCGGGGCGGCGGCCGAGCGGGGAGCUGCGGCGGCGGGCGGGCAGAAGGGAAUGAAGUGGCAGUUGGGAGUGGACAAGGACAAGGACAAGAAAGCUAUGCGAAGGGCUGAGAAGGAGCGACUCAAGGAAGGUCAGCCUGCUGAUGAGGAGAUGAAGAAACUCAAGAAGGAUGGGAAGAAGAAAGGUGCUGCAUCCAAGGACAGCACUGCAAAACGUGUUGCUGCAAAGAAAAAUGCUACCACUGAUGGUUCUGAUGAAGAACAUGCAAUCUCGCCAACUUACAGUCAAGGUGCUCACUUUGCGGCUGCUGCAGACGAUGACGACGACGAUGAUGACGUGGAGUGGCAGACUGACAUGUCAGCAGAGGCUGCGAGAAAGCACAUGGAGGAGCAGCUGAGUGCGGCGACUGCCGAGAUGGUCAUGCUUGCCACCGAAAAGGCAGAGAAUAAGAAGAGGAAGAAACAGGCCAAAAUGACUCCAUAUGAUGAACUGGUCGAGGAGAUCAAGGCCAGCUUGGGCAAUGCCGCCACUCCUGCUCAGAUCAAGGCCAUGCUGUCCUCCUCAACCCUCCCCGCCAAGGACGCGAUGCACGCCCUCUUUGAGGCGCUCUUCCACGGUGCGGGCAAGGGGUUUGCAAAGGAUGUCAAGAAGAACAAUGACUACCUUGCUGCUGCCGUGCCUGAUGAAGGGGCCCAGAUGCUGCUGCUCCAGGCCAUCGAGGCGUUCUGCGGCAAGUGCAGCGCCGUGGCCCUGAAGGAGGUGCCGGUGGUCCUGAAAUGCCUGUAUGACGGCGACGUCCUCGAGGAAGAAGCCAUUGUCCAGUGGUACGUUGAAGCUGUUGCUGCCGGCAAGGACUCCCAGGUUGUGAAGAAUGCCAGGCCGUUUGUGGUCUGGCUCCAGGUCGCCGAAGCGGACGAGGAGUGAAGAGGCCGUGCCCGUUUGAUCCCGUUUAUACGCUUUCUUUUUCUACCGCCUACUUGCUUUAGGUAUCUUUUGAUUGUGUUUGAAUUUUCCAUUUUUUGGAUCAGUAUUUUAAGUGUCAGACGUUAAAACACUUGUUGUCAUCAUUGAUUCAGUGUUGAGUCGGUUAAAAUAUUUCUUAUAACAAAUUAUGUCUUUUGAUAGUGCUUGAAGUGUCCAUUUUUGGACCAGUAUUUGAAGUGACAGUCG